This is a messenger RNA of Rhipicephalus sanguineus (brown dog tick), 2198 nucleotides long. RefSeq lists its product as uncharacterized. The transcript has 3 exons. Lineage: Eukaryota; Metazoa; Arthropoda; Arachnida; Ixodida; Ixodidae. The record is from RefSeq and is a predicted model, not a curated record. Bases 51 to 704 code for a protein of 217 amino acids.
UUUCACCUCGCAAUAGCGUGUAGAGUUAUUUAACUCUGUGCGAUAAAACAAUGAACCUCGUCGAGUUCGAAGACGUGCUUCAGGGCGAACUGGGACGAUACGUCAAGAUCGUUGGAUGUGUGGUGGGAUUUGACGAACUCCAAUUCAUGGCCAUCGUCGAAGAUUCCCGGCGAAACAGACUUCCAGUGCGCCUGCCGGCCAUAGAAACGAGCGUUAACAUUAAUAGGUUCCAGAUGUUCAUGUUCAACGGCAUCACAGCACGGAGAUAUGAAAAUGAGGACGAGCGCUGCCUACAAGUGCUGAACUUUAUGCACGUCGACCACGGGCUCGAUAUGAAGGAAUUUGACAACGUACAAAGGCUCAGGAGAGAGGUGCUGGCGGAGUGUGUUGCCGUGAACUCCAAGGUCGCAAACAAAGUGUUCGCCGAUCUUUGUGAUAAAGUCGACUUCAUGGUUGAGGACUGGGACGAGUGCGUAGAAGUGGUCGUCAAGCACACCGACAGAGACGAGCCGCUUCCUGUGAACGAGGACCACGUUUCAUUGGAGGAGUUUGUCUACGAAAAGUGUGACGAGCCUCGUCUGAAGUGCCUGAGGCCCCUGCCCUUCAAGUACGAGGAUCUGGUGAAACAAGUGUUCAAGGCUGUCGGAGAAUACCGGUACACCUCACUGUCAUUCAAGAGGCUCCUUGAAAGGCUCACGCCCUGAUGCGGAAGCGUGUGUCGGUUCGAACGUGCUUGCCUCUUGAGCUAUUGAAAUUGCGAGAGCGAUAACCACAGUGAGUCGGUGAUUUCACCUUGAUGCCUAUAACUAAGUUUGUGCUACCAUGUCUUUCAGGUUUCUUUCCUGUUCUCUGUUUACAAAUAGUGUACAAGUUGGAAACACAACCCCGAUGAAAAUUUCUGUUUCCAGCUAGAUUAUGAAUCGGAAGUCUUUCUAGCUUGAAAGACUUACGAUUCGAUAAUUCAGUUUGAAAUGGAUGGAUAUCCAGCUGGAACUUCGUCAGUUCCUGGCUGGAAUUCGGCCACAUUCCAGCUGGAAUCGACUUCGAGCUGAAUUAUAGUGCUAUAUAGCUGAAUUAUCGAACUGGAAAUCUUUCCAGCUGGAAAAGUUCAAUAAUCCAGCUGGAAACGGAACUUUUUUCAUCUGGGAAGUUGUUGGGUUUAUGUGUGAUAACUUAAUAUGGAUGUACAGACUAGAAGUGGUAUUUAACUGCCGUCUUUCUUGCAUAUGUCGUCGGGGACAAAUUUGAAAUGUGAACUUGUAGCUAUAAAGUCGAAGACUUAUCGUUAAUCACUCUGGACACUAUGUUAUUCACUCAUUUGCUGAAAUUGGUGUGUUACAAUUGUGCUUGUUGAAGCAAUAACAAGGCUAGUUUGACAUGAUGUGUCACAAGAAUUGGAACGAUAGGGAUCUGUUUCAAACAGUCUUGUGUAAUCUUUUUGUAAUAUGUUGUUAUUUCCACACUUAGUUAUCUUUUACAUUAUACACUUCACCCAUAAGUGCUGUUCAGCGAUAGCCAUCGGCAAAUAAUGGAAACUGUACAAGCAUUCAAUGCUUCUACAUAAUAGCCAUUGAAAAAAGCAAUAUUUUUUACUCCGUAUUUCUCGUUUGUGUCUCGUAAUGUAAAUAUUCAUGGGACCACGUUUUACAUUUUUUUUAUAAUGCACAUAUGUCAGUGGAUGCCUCUUCUGAUGUAUGUUCUUAUCUUUGUUUUCUCUGUGUUAUCCAAAACACUGAAUGUGUUUUCUGACUGCUGUGGGCUUGAAUUAUAUGUGUGUAUGACUUAAUGAUAUGACACCUGAAUAAUCAACAUCUAAUUAUGUUUAUAAUUAAUUUUUCACUUUUUCCCAUUGUGUGUAUGGUACUAUAGUGCCAGCUUAUUUUUGUAUAUGCUUAUUUAUUGAAAUUAUCAGUGUCAAUUGUGAAACUACCUACAGAAUGUUGUAUUAUACAUGUGUACGUAUGUAACAAGCUGAAACUGUUUUGUAUUUAUUGAAAAUAAAGUAUGAACGUGUUUUUUGUUACUGGUACAUAUUCAUCAUUUUAUUACUGAAUGCUCUGUGGGUGUACACUUUGUUUAAUUAGCUGGACGAUAAUUGUAUUGUAUUACCGAGCACAAAUUUUGCGACUUUACAAGUUUUCCCAUGGGCUUGUUAAUUAAAUGAAUGCGCAUGACAGAAAAAUAAAAACAUAUAUAAG